Molecule: messenger RNA, 1753 nt
Organism: Exophiala dermatitidis NIH/UT8656
Lineage: Eukaryota; Fungi; Ascomycota; Eurotiomycetes; Chaetothyriales; Herpotrichiellaceae
Exons: 2
Coding region: 350-721 (123 amino acids)
Source: RefSeq, a predicted model, not a curated record
GGUAACACCUGCACACCUAAAUCCGCUGCUAAUACGGUCAUUACAUGGCGAUUCAGAAACUCAUGGUGUUGAUCCCCGCGGCCAAGCCAUAAGGCGCCAAGCAUUUCAAAAGGUCGACCACGUCCAACUCCGCCGCAGUUCAACGUUCAACCGACCUGCCAUUCAGCAUCUUACCUCGACCUCAAUCCAGUGUCCUGUGUUCUAUACCCACUCCACUCCUUCGAACCGCUGCAAAAGCAUAAGGUAUCUUAUUCUCAGUUCCCCCAAGUUUUCUCUGUGGUACGCUACGGACAUUUUUAUCAGUGCCAUUGUCUGCACAAUCAGAACUCAGCCCCACUACCCGGCAUCGAUGGGAAACCUCUGCUCGAGGUCGGCCAAUGAGCCCGAUCACUUCUCCACCCCUGGGAGGACAGUCGGAUCAAGUACACCGGCACAGAAUCAGCCCAGCUCUGCUCCUGUCCCCCAGAAGGUGACUACGAGCACUCCCGGCAGGACUCUGGGCGGGGUGGAGCGGCCUACAGGGCCGGACGAUCCAAGGAGUGCUGCGGCACGAGCAGCAGAGGAACGAGCCGCCAAAGCGAACAAGACCAGUGGCAAACUCUCUGCCCAAUUGUCAAGCCAGAAGAAGCAGACCCAGAAUCAGUUGCUCAAUUCGGGUUCUCAGACAGAGAGGAGAACGAGAGAUGCCGACCAAACUGCAGAAGCUCGCAAUUGGAACUAGCCAUGUCCCUCUACUCAACGGCCUUGUACAGUGAGAGAGGUCGAUCUGGAGCGGAACCAAUGACCGGUGUCAACUUUGGGGUGAGCCGUGGCUUGCAAAGGCUGCCACGGUGGCCUUUGAAGUCGGUAGUGGCCAUGGAUGAUGGACCCCGAACCGCACGUUGCCAAACCUUGCUGUUUGAACUCUGGCAUCCACUGAUCCAUUGCGAUGCACGGGAUCCACAAGCAGAGUGGUGCACAACAGCUUUGACAACCUUCACUGACCGACGACCGUGUUGGAACUAUGCACAGCCCUGCUGCUAGUGUGUGGUUCGGCAUCGAAAGUCUGUUGCCUUUUCUUUGCCCUGGUUGAGUGUGGCAUUCAGUCUCAGGUGGCGAAGAUUUUCUGGGGUCAGUUCGCUGCCCCCAGAGGAGGGUGUCUCGUUCAGAGGCGGGACGGAGAACCGCAGGCGUGCAGACGGCGUUUGAUGGCCUAGAAAGCCCUUUUUGGGCGAUAAAGAGAAUUCAUUUCAAUUGGACAUGAUUGCCAUACUACAGUACAUACAACAAUCUCAAGUAUAUUCUUCAUUUGAAGCUUGGGGAGUGCAGCAGCAAUCGAGUCGCAUUGCAAAUGUGUGGAAGCUUGAGCGAGGUGCACUUCGCGGGCUUUGGGUUCAAAGGUGACGGGCGCAGGCAGCUCUGGUCCCUGGAGCAGAAACUGCGCCUAAAUUUCCCCGGGGCAGUCACUGAGCACCUGCAGCAGGCAUUACAGUCCCUAAGAAUUUGAACCUUGGAAAGCCCCAGGUUGCUCCUAACAACCUGUCCCGAGCAUCUCAGGCUCUCUCAAUCCCUCUCAGACUUGCAGACCUUACUACUACUAGUAGUACCAAUCCUGUCGUUCUUGUUUCCCUCUGUACAGCAAUCUGACCUUUGAACAAGGAAACGUGGUCUGCACGAAUACGAGCCAUGCUUUGCCCGCUCGUCCCUUUCUUGUAUGAUAUCUAUCUGUUCUCUUCCCUGACUGCGGUAUAGAGCCCAAUCCAGCCCGCCAACA